AUGAGGAGUCUCGCGCUGCUGUUAGGAGUAAAAGCCGCGUGCAUCCUCCUGGUGUCCUCGCUCUCAGGCACAGUGGCCGUCAACAACAGUGGCCGGUGGUGGGGCAUUGUCAAUGUGGCCUCCUCAUCCAACCUCCUCACUAAUUCCAAGAACGUGCAGUUGGUCCUGGACCCGAGCCUGGCCCUACUGAGUCGACGCCAACGCCGGCUGAUUCGGCAGAAUCCUGGCAUCUUGCAUGCCAUCGCUGCUGGGCUGCACACCGCCAUAAAGGAGUGCAAGUGGCAGUUCCGCAACCGGCGCUGGAACUGCCCGACCACCCACAGCCCGGCAGUUUUUGGCAAAAUUGUCAACCGUGGUUGCCGAGAAACAGCAUUUGUAUUUGCCAUUACCAGCGCAGGGGUGACCCAUGCUGUGGCUCGCUCCUGCUCAGAAGGGGCUAUAGAGUCAUGCACAUGUGAUUACCGACGCAGAGGUCCUGGAGGGCCAGACUGGCACUGGGGGGGCUGCAGCGAUAAUGUGGACUUUGGACGGAUGUUCAGUAGGGAGUUUGUGGACUCCAGUGAGAGAGGCAGAGAUCUGCGCUACCUCACCAACCUACACAACAAUGAGGCUGGCAGAAUGACCGUCUCAGCAGAGAUGCGACAAGAGUGUAAGUGCCAUGGCAUGUCCGGCUCCUGCACUGUACGUACCUGUUGGAUGCGCCUGCCAAGCUUCCGCACAGUUGGAGACUUCCUUAAGGACCGGUUUGACGGUGCCUCCAGGGUUGUUUACGCUAACAAGGGAAGCAACCGUGCCUCACACAGAGCUGACCCACGACAUCUGGAACCUGAGAACCCAGCCCACAAACCCCCCUCUGCCAUGGACCUAGUCUACUUUGAGAAAUCGCCAAACUUUUGCUCGUAUAAUGGCAAAACAGGCACAUUAGGAACUUCUGGGAGAACAUGCAACAGUUCUUCUCCAGGUCUGGACGGAUGUGAGCUGCUCUGUUGUGGACGAGGGUAUAAGACUCGGACUGAGAGUGUAACUGAACGCUGCCACUGCACCUUCCACUGGUGCUGUCACGUCAGCUGCUUGAACUGCACCAGCACACGAACGUUACACCAGUGUCUAUGA
Molecule: messenger RNA, 1113 nt
Organism: Cheilinus undulatus (humphead wrasse)
Lineage: Eukaryota; Metazoa; Chordata; Actinopteri; Labriformes; Labridae
Gene: wnt1
Product: wingless-type MMTV integration site family, member 1
Exons: 4
Coding region: 1-1113 (370 amino acids)
Biological process (GO): cell fate commitment; multicellular organism development; canonical Wnt signaling pathway
Cellular component (GO): extracellular region
Molecular function (GO): frizzled binding; cytokine activity
Source: RefSeq, a predicted model, not a curated record